AUGCCCAAAAGAAGAACUUCCAAGAGGGCGUGCUAUGAGUGUGGCGAUGUUAGCCAUUUCAUAGCUGAUUGUCCUAACAAGAAGAAGGGCAAAGACAAAGAUGAAAAGAAGAGCAAGCCAUUCAAGAAAGACAAGGACAAGGCAUACAGGAAGAAGUAUUUCGAUCACGCUCAUAUUGGCGAGGAGUGGGAUUCAAACUCUGACUUCAACUCCGAUGAUGAAGGAGUCAUCACCAUCGCCAUUCGCGCCCCUACACCAACAAAAUCACUAUUUGACGAAAUGAGCGAUGACGACACCCCCACAUGCUUCAUGGCAAAAGGGCGAAAGUAUGAUGAAGCCCAAACAGCUGCUGAGGGUCCCUCUCAUGCUCAAGAUGAUGAGGAGACCGACGACGACGAGGAGAUAGAAGAAGCUGAAUCAAGAUCUUCGGAAAAUGGCAAUGAAGAUGGAUCCGAUGAUGGUGGCGAUGAUGACUUUGAAGAGGACAAUGGCUAA
This is a messenger RNA of Phragmites australis (common reed), 495 nucleotides long. Its product is annotated as histone deacetylase HDT2-like. The transcript is spliced from 2 exons. The record is from RefSeq and is a predicted model, not a curated record. Gene Ontology annotation, molecular function: nucleic acid binding; zinc ion binding. The coding region runs from base 1 to 495 and encodes 164 amino acids. NCBI's taxonomy places the organism in Eukaryota, Viridiplantae, Streptophyta, Magnoliopsida, Poales, Poaceae.